AACCAACAAAUUUAACUUGGUAAUACUGGUACAUCUGUUCACCUGUCUUUUCACUCAUUUUUCCCCAUUUCAUUGCAGACACCACAUUCCACCCACAGGACAUUGAUCCCAGGCCAGAAGGAAAACGACCACAACAUUUUCCACUGAACUCUGUACAAGGAGAUUUUUCUCAAGGGUAGAGUGGAAACUGUAACAAAGCCAACAUGAAGUUAAACCUUGAAGUCCUGGCUUCAACAAGUAUCAAACGAAAGAAACCAUGGCCAAAGUUUGCUUGGCUGGGAGAGGAGAAAGAGAGUCUGUUUCUACUGGACAGAAAUCGCCUCAGUGUGCUGUACCUGCCUUCUGGGAAGACAACUCGCAAAAUACCAAAGUUAUCUCCCCUUUUGCCACAGAUUGUCUGUCUCUCCACUACAUCCAAUGGUCAUUUCCUGGUUUGCUUGCUGGUGUCUGGAGAUGUUGCUAUCUGGCACAAAGACUUGGACAUGCUGAAGAUAAUACCUGGCUUAUUAGAUCAUAUUCCUCUGGCAGAUUUCAGAACAGUGCAUGCAGUGGUUAACCUCUCCUGUGACUGUAGUAAGCUAAUUGUUGUCUUCAACCAUCGGCUGUACUAUGUUUGGGAGAAAGAUCCUCGGCAGAAUGUCUUGACAACUAGAGAGGAGGAUCUCCAAGGUGUAUGGUCAACAGUGGUUGCCCCUGACAACAUUCCCCUCCCCUAUCCAGGCCAAAGAGAGGCUAGCAGUCAUCUUGUAUUCUACAAAAAUAAGGUAUUGGGGAGCUGUUGUCAGAAUUCAGUGGUAUUCACAAGUGAAGACAAACUCUGUGUGUCCACUGUGCUUGUCAGAUUCCCAGACAGCUCAGCAUAUAACAGACACCCAAGUGUACAGGCUGAAUGGAGCAAUAUCCAGUACCCACUGAGAAACAUCAAUGUAUCUUGUGAGCCAAUGGGAUCCAAGGGCUCAUAUGUGGUACAGUAUUCCCCUGAUGGUCAAGUGCUGGCUGUAGGGGUCAACCAGAGGUCAGCCAGCCUCACUGCCUUGUUGUACAUCUCUCCUCUGACUGAAACAGUCAUCAUUGCUGACCUGAGAAACUGUGGAACUAACCCAGCUGUUCACUGUGAAGGGAGGGACUAUUGGAUUGCUGAUUUGGCCUGGACUGCGGACGGUCUUUUUCUGACCUUUAUGACACGACAUGGGUGUUUGGGAGUGGCCCCGCGCCUGGGAGAGCCCCUGCCCCUUCAGUCCUCUGGCUGCUCUCUGGAUAUGGGGCCGACAUACUAUCUUCCUUUGCACCCUCUUAUAGCUGUAAGGCAUCAUGAUGGAAGAGAAUCAGCGGGCUCAGAACAUGACGUGAUGAAACAGCACUUCUCUGUGGCGACUAACCCCCGACUUCCCAUGAUUCUCUGCUCCGAUGGUUACCUGGUAACUGUGCUCCAUUUUCCUCCGGAGCUGGGCAGUGUCACUUUGGUCAGAGAUUUGGUUCUAGAGUCAAGUCAACACCUGUCAUACUUACUGCAACAAGAUAAUCUGAACAUGACAGUGGCUGAUGCUUAUAAACUGCCAUCUGGGAAAAGAAAAGUGAAAGUGCCUGGAAAAUACCAAUUUGAAAUGCCCCCUUCUAACGAGCUGAUGUCAUCAAUUCUAAGUGAGGACAGCUUAGAAGGCUCCCAAAGUUUCUUUCCUUAUCUGAAUUCUGGCCAGGUUGAGUUUGGCCAAGCAGAAGCUUUGUUGGCAACCACUGAUGCAUCAUUUUCUAACUUAGACAUGUCAGUGGUUGUGUUAAAGCAUUUUGAAAUGGCUCAAAGAGCACUAUUCACUGCCUGGGGUGUUGUGGUCUCUGGUAGUGAGGAUAUGUCCAGGAAUAUGGAGAAUGUCACAAAAUAUGUACUGAAAAACAUUGUCAAACUAUUCUCCAUACUUUUGGAUAGUUCCUGCAUCGAGGAUAUUAUGGAAGAUCUUAUCCCUGUGUCCUCCACAGCUCCUGUGCAAAACCUACGCCUCUUCAAACUCCUCAGCCUGUACAAAGCUGUGUUCCAUCUGUGUCAUUUUGAUGCAGUGAAGCAUGACCUUAUGGCAGCCAUGUUGAAGUUCACUCAUGGAACACUGGAUCUGAUUCUGAGUAGUAAACACCUACAAGAACAUGACCCCAGGCUGAAGACCCUUUUAGGCUGCCUGGCCAUCUUGAAGUUUACAGAGACCAUACUAGACAAAGUGUAUGUGUGGGUACCCUCUAGUGCUCAACAGGGGCAGAGGGCUAGCUAUGAACAUGCCUACCUUACUGAGGGGGCGUAUGCAGGCUCACACAGUUCAAAGGUCAAGUCACAGCAGUCUGUCAAUCUCAACCGUACCAAAAGUUUGCCAUCCAAAAGGUUGUGUUUAAGCUGGAAGUUGCUGUAUAAGCACUGUCUCCAUUACCAAGAGAAGCUUAAAACACAACCAGCAGUAUCAGAGCAUUGGGCACAAGUAACAGACCUGACCAGCCGAAUACAGCAGAAACUCCAGGAUUUAGAUGUUGACCUUUCACCUAGACACCAGCAUAUAUCCACUGGUGACAAGCUGAGUCUGAAUGGUCUGUACACACAGGCCCUUGGCGUGUGGCAGAACCAGCUGAAGAAUUUGGCUGCUGGUUCAGAAAGUAAGAGAGUAUCCAAGUUGUGUCAUGCCCAGCUCUACACAUACCUCUUACGGGGGGACUUGAAACAGGCACUGGACCUUGUUGACAACCUUUUGCUGCAGUCAAACUUUACGAAAGAGAGAAGCCAAACUGCAAUCGGUAACUUUCAAGGUCAGACGUCAUCCUUGUUGACCCUGGUUACCUCUACUUUGAAGAAUCAGGACUCGGGGAACACUGAGAAAAUUCCUUGCAUUAGGAAUAAGGCAAUUCGUAAACUUGUGCAGUCCUUGGCUAGGUUUAUGGCAGCAUACUUCACUAAUGAGACGCUGUAUGUGUUUCCCUCUCACAGCCCUAAACCUCUACCCCCAGUACAUGGAGGGAAGGCUGUAGCCAACUCGCGUAUCCUACCCGUGUACCACAGAGAUGUGAGCAGUAUGGUGAGUAAGUGUGGCCUGGACAAAGUGUGGACGACAGAGAGGACCCUGGAGUACCUGAUGUUAGCUGGGCUGGUGUGGGAAGGGGUCUGCUUUGCUGACUCUAUGGGAGACUGGAAAUCAGCAUUCCUCCUGUCUGUGGCCUGUAAGCAGCAUCAGAAGAUCGCCCCACAUCUCUAUCAUAGCUGCAAGUUGUCUAUGCAGUUACCAGAAAGGCUGUACCCUGGCUCUAUACUGGAGAGAGCCUUAGGACAUUUGGUGGGUCAUCCAUCAGCUCUGGACACCCCCAGGGGAAAUAACCACCUUUUUGAGGCCAUUGCCAUUGACGAGGGGACAGACUUGAGUCAGUUAAGACAGACCCUAGAGGAGAUUCUGAAGGCGGGGAUCAUGUCGAUGGUAGAUGUGGCCCCCUGGUUACUCAGUGGGUUGGUACAGAGGCUUAAGGCUGUCAUCUCCCGUCUCCAACCACUGGUUCCCUCAGAGUUCUACCUGCCGUGUCCCCCUAUCUAUUGCCCACAGCCAACCCAAACUGCAGAGGAUGCCCUUGGCUCCGUAGAUGGGGAGGAAGAGAAGAGAGUGAGGUAUGCUGCCUCUUCUGUCACCCAACUCAUACUAGUCGUCCUUGAUGCUUCUAACCUCUCCCUGCCACUUCUGAGAUGGUACAUUAAAGACCUCACCAUUGCCCAGUCCAGGGCAGCACAAUUCAAGGCUACUACAGAAGGUCCCCUAGAUGAACUACCAGAGAUUCUGAGCCAGCACUACAGCAUGCCAUCUAUUGUCAUGUCUAAGCUGGAGUACCCGGCUGUCCAGGCCUGCAUGAUGGCCUUCAGAGACUUUUGUGCACUACAGUGGCUCAUUCACAGCCGAGAUAAGCUUUCCAUGUUGCUGCGAAAGAGAGAAAAGUACUUGGCCAACCUAAACUAUGAGGAUUACCUUAAGUCUAACUGGAGUGGAGGCCAGGAAGAAGAUUGGUUGAGGGAGUGUUUUAAAAGUCUCCAGUGGGCUGUUAACCUCCUGCCUUUCUCCCACUUUCUGCCAGACGAGGGCAGUUUGUAUAAGGUGGUGCUGUCUCUGCUGAUUGAGCUACCUCCUUGUGAAGACACGGCUGAUAUCCUGGCAGAGCACCUGCAUGACAGUGAGAGCCUGGAUGCUGAUGUACAGGAGAAACUGACUGUGCUCCUCAAACAGUGGCAGUCAGUUAUCAUCCAGCCCGAGGAUGAUGGCCGCUCAGCCAGGGAUGAGGAAGAGAGCCUUAAUGAGUCAAGAGAUGGCAAGAAAUCAGUCACAUUCCUUAAAGCUUCACCAAGAGGCAAAACCUUGUCUGUUUAUUUUGAAAAGCAAUGUCAGGUUGUGGCAAAGAUGCUUAAGAAAAAAGCCAAGUGCUUUGGAAGGUAUGACCAGUUUGUGUUCUCUGUAGACACUAGAAGGUCAACUGACAGGACCAAGAAUGAUGUUGAUCUGUUUAUUGGAUGUCGACCAUUUGAAACCAAGCAGUCUUUCAUGGAAUUUCUCGACACUUUCAGUGCGGUGUGUUUCUCUAAACAAGUGGAUUCUGAGGCAGAGUCAACCAACAAUUCACUCCCCUUGUUGGAACCUUUCGCAAGGGAGGUGAAAAAGAGAGAGCUGCAGUCAUUGGCGUAUAAAAUUUUCAACAGUGUUCGUCAGCGACAAAGUUUAUCUGUGUUUUCAACACCAAAACAGAAUUUAGAAAACAUUCAGCAUGAAAAUCCUGCUCCAGAGUCUGCAGCACAGCUCCAGGAGGAUAAAGUUAGGUCUCCUGGUAAACCAAACAUGACUAACCUUGCCUCCAAGUUCAGCCAGUCAGAUGAUACGGUAUACAAAGAUGUGGAUGCAGAGGGGAAUGUUGUGUCACUGGAUAUAGACUUUGGACCAAAAUAUGCAGGUUUACAGAGUCUGUUAGAGUGGCUGACACGUUGGGCUAAUAAACAUCAUGUCUUGGAAUUAGGUGGCCCUGAUUCUCUUCAGCCUAAGGUUCGCAUACACAUUCCACCUCAGCUGGUUGUACUUGCUCUAUGGCUUGUGGAGAACAAAUACAGUUCACCUGUGGAAGAUAAUCACACCAUUGCAGAAAACCAUCAGGAAUCAAGCCACGAGUUGCAGAGCACUCGAUCCUCUCAGCAUGAGCAGUCCACCAACAUUUCCACACAGCAGCAGUCGUCUGUUUUAAAAGAAAGCAUCAGGUCUCGAACCAGGAAACACAUGAAAGCACAAUUAGAAGUAAAUACAUCAGUUCUCAGUGAAAAUGUGGACGAUGAAACCUUGGUGCAAAAUGCAUAUGCUGGAAUAUUAGAAAGAAAUGAAGAGAGUGAAUCGGCUGAGAUAAGCUCUGCUGGCAGUGAUGAUGCCAAUCCACAGUUUCAAAACUCAUUAUCUAUUGUGCGCAGUGGUGGUAGCCCAAUGCGCAGUAUGGACCUGCUAACUGACAGUUUCACUUAUGAUGAUGAAGUGGAUGGACAGCUUAAGAAAACUCCAGACACAGUCAUCCAUAGACUUGGGCGUUCCAUCCACAACAGGUAUAGGCAGGAAAGUCACCAUGACAGGAGUUUUGAGGGUCACAGAAGUUCGUCUGCAAAACAUGACCAAAUUCGAUCGCAUUCCCAUAAUAUUCAGCACCCACAUGAACCUGUGUCCCCAGGGCACGUGAAACACAGGUCAGAGGUGGGAAGUGAGGAUAGAGGGAGGUAUGAUCAGUCAGAGAGGCAGCCCAGAGGUAGUAGGGAGACUAGCCCUCAACACAGCUAUAGUAAGCACAGAUCUGAGGCAGGGAGUCAGGGUAGAAGAUGGAGGCAUGGCCAGUCAGAGAGCCCAUCCAGGGGUACCAGGAAGACUAGCCGAAGCCCUACACAAGGAGACUCGGACCUGGCCACACAGCUGCAAAGAGUUGUCCGUGGAGAGUUAAGAAGGAUGAUGGAGGUACAACAUCAAAGUAUGAUGGCUAUGAUGGGAGCUUUAGAUGAGACUGUGCAACCGGUGUCGCCAAAACAUGCACCAUUGGGCAGCACCAACAUGUCAAGAGGUCCAGUUAGCUCACAGCUUAGCCAAGGAACCAUGGGAACCGAGGAACUGCGUUUUUCCAAAAAGAAGGGCAGAAGUCGUAAAAGCCAGGAAUUACGAGAGGUUUUGUUUGAACUCAAAGACCUACAGAAGGAAUCCUCGUACAGGAAAAGUGAUAAAAUUGUUUAUGAGAGAUCUGAAGCAGUGCAAAGGUAUAUCAGUGAGCAAGGCCAUUCAGAAAACCCAAAAGCUGAUGGGGCUGAUCAUGGUAUACCAAAGUUUUUGAGGAUUCCAGCAGAGAGGGAUACCACUGGUUUUAAAUUUCCCUCUAUUUCCACAUCACAUCCAGAAGCACUGAGCCAAAGGAUGCAGCAGUUGUCGGUCAGUCAUGUUCAGAUACCUUUGCUAAGACUUCCAGCACCAGACCCAGGGAUGGACGUUCUCAGGAAUUUCCCCAAAAUGUCAUCACAAACCCAGCUGCCUUCACCUGGUUACUUCCGUGGGCUUGUCCGAUCUCACAUCCCUGCUCCAAGCCCGACAGUGUUGCCCAGGCUGGAAGACCAAGGAGGCCCCCGAACACCAGGACCUAUACCCCCAGCAAUCCCUUUGUUAAGAAUAGACUUCUCAUCUCACUCACAUCUGAACCAAUUCAAUUCCAAUGCUGUAGGAGACCAGAUUAACCCUAAAGAGGCUGUCAAACAGAAACUGGCUAGGGAUUUCUACCAACAGCAGAUGGAUAACUGGCAACAGCAUAACCAGGACAAGUUUGGCAAGCAGUUCCUGCGAGUGGACUUCCAAAGGCUGGAUGCCCCUAAACCUAUUCUUGACAGGGACAAUGAAAAAAGGAUGCGCCGAAGGAAAGAGAAGGAUGCUGAACAAGCAGCGCAUACUGCCACAGAGUCGGAGGAUAUUGAUCAGGAGAAUCUCAGCUCUGAGCCAUUUACCUCCCCUGAGCACAGAAAAUCACAGACCAAGAAGAAGGAAAGAGGAAAGUCGGUUGUGAAGAAAAAAGAAAAUGACAGGGCUGUGAGAGGUGAUGAAGAAGAGGAAGAAGAAGAGCUGCAUGAUGGAUAUGCUAUCCCUCCUGGUAUAUUUGAAAGCUACUUGAAGUAUGAGAAUGAGUUUGGAGAUAGGCAACCCACUAAUGCCAAAUUUCAGCAUGAUGUUGCAAAGGCAUUGGAGCAAGAAUGGAAGAAAAGACAGAAGAAGAAGGUGGAUUUUGCUACCAUGACCAAAGAACAGGUGGAUGUUGAGAUAGAGACAGAUCUUGCAGCGGAGGGGAUCCGAACAGCUGAAGCCUCCACCUCUGUUACCAAGGACACAGGGACAGACCCUAUCCAGGAGGCCCUCAUUGAGUACAACAGAUGUAUACAGGGGAACGUCCUUGCCCCGGACAUCUACCUGGGGCUGAGGUUUGGUGAUGAACGGGACCCUGGAUCUGACAGCAAGGUAUCUGAACCAGCCCGUGGCUUCCUGAAUGUGGUGGACAUCCGGGCAUCCUCUGUACUAAGAGAUCUGGAGGGGAGAGGAGAGCAACUGAGGGUCCAACCUGACCUCACCCUCCACCCAACCUCUCUGAGGGCAUCAGUAGAACUCCCUCCAACAUCACAUCAAGGCACUGAUGUAAGGGAGGAGGAGUUGCGAGAGAGUCUGGUCUCCUGGAACAGAGUCAGAGGUGACUCACUUACAGUGGGACUAUUCAACAGAACUCACAUGCCAGAUGAUAGUGUGACAGCAGCUGUGUUUUCUGGCGCCCAGUCAAGAGAGAGAUCGCGAGAGUCAGUGAUUCGUCAGCUAAGGAACAUGGAUCACCAGAUAAAAGCCAUUGACAACAUGUCUGUCUCCAUGCAGAAAGACUUGAACAGCACCAAACUGUUGCUGAGUACAAUAGAGAGUAUAGGGGAGGCAGUACAUCCAGGUGUCGGCCAUGCCUCACCAAGAUCAUCGCAGAGAUCUGCCUGGGGUGACAAACACUCGGUGCUUAAGGAUGGGAGUCCUCAUUCCACUCUCACGCCAGUGCAGUCUGAGAAGUCGCCUCAGAGGAGUGUGCGCUCACAGGGCGUGUCGCAUUCCCAGUCCCCGGAGCCCUCAGCUGCUAAAACCAGAGACAGCAGCGGUCCAUCCAUGGAUGUGAAAGUGUCAGGUCUGAGUGGUAUUAGUGACAUCAUUGGGGAGAUGUUAGCAGAGGGAGGUAUUGACCUGUCUGAGGCAGGCCUCUCCCCUGAGGAGGCUAAACAACUGACUAGGAGAGCCACCCAAAAUCGGCAGUCUCAAGCCUCGGGUUUCGACAGUGUGAAGAUGAGUGUGGAUAAGUUACAACAGAUUGCCAAUGAGGCAGGACUGAAUGCUAACAAACGUGACCCAGAGGAGCAGCAUGCGCUCCAGGAGUGGAUGGCAGAAAGAAGACGCAAAACACAUGCCGAGUACAAGAAGCACAGACAGGAACUUCUGGAUGAAGAGAGGCAUCCGUUCGCAUCCACCCAGAAUACCAGCAGAGAUCCUGUUACAGACCAUGAUAUUUUGGAGGCAGGGAGGCAACGUGAGGCUAACCGCAAGACACAGACAAAAGAAAAUGUGGAAAAGCGAUUCCUACAAGCAACGCAGCUCCUGGGUGACAUCUUGACUGAUGAGGUGGCUCUACCUAAAGAACCAGCUACUGGCUCCCCAAAGUCUGCUCGCUUUGCCCGCCGCAUGCAGACAAGAGUUAUCACCCCUAGGGGAGACAGGGGAGCUAGGCCCAAGACAGCUCCAACAGCCAGGGCUACAGAUAGAACUGCAUGGGAGCAGGCAUCCCUUAAUAACGGCAGAGUCAUUGAUAAAACCUUCCGUGUGUCAAAACAGCCUUCCAUGAGUACUCACAAUCAACCUUCCUCUUUAUACUAUGAUGAACGUCCUAUCAGACCAAUGGUCAAACCCUUCCUAGCUGAUCCUGAAGAGCUCCAACAGUCAGGGGAGACAACUGGGCAGCUAGCCAGGUACACAAAGAUGGUGGAAAGCUUGGAGACAAUUACAGAAAAUACUCCACAACCUGUGAAAAGUGGGGAGGAGGACAACAUCACAGAGCCGGACCCAGAGUCCACUGUAGAACCAUACAAGCCCAAGCCCUUCCAAGAGUUGGUUCGCUUGCAGAGACCCGAGAUAACACGCAAACAGGUACAGAGACGUCCCAGCUCUGCAUCCAGCCAGAGGGAAAGUCCACGUACCUCCAGGCCUUAUGCCUCCUCCUCCAAGGAUGGAUACAGUCAGAAUGAGAAGGAAAAAUUAUAUGGGUCUAAACACAUUCCGGGAGCUUCCAGGAGAGCAAACACCUCACCGAGGAGGGUGAAGACCUACACAGAGCGGCUACAGGACAUGAAGAAGUCCAAGAAGGUGUACAGUACACCUAUUGUACCACAACAGACAUUACCCAAACACGGGACUUCGAACAUUCCUCGGCCUGUGUCAAGGGGUAAGGGACCACUACACAAGCCCAUGACUUACACCCAGCAGUUACAACAGCUUUCCAACAAGGGUGGAUAUUCCACAAGAGGUAUGAAGCGUAGUGUGUAUGUACGACCUCAGGUGGGAAUACACUCCCGUGGACCUCGGCACAAGCCUCAGACCUACACACAGCAAUUACAGAAACUCAACGAACAAGCCCCCAAAACAGCCAGGACUGCUAGAGCGUCUGACGCAGUGCUUGCAGCGCCAACCCACAGCACUUUGUCUCAGCGCCAAGAUACGAGAGCCCGUCCCUACGCUGACCCGUACAUCAGUGAUUUGCUGGAGGAGGAGGAGAUAGAGUCUGACAUUUCUUCCUGGGAGGUGGAUGAACGGGUCAAGCAAAUCCUUUAUGACGAUGAAGACAGCUCAUACGCGGGGAGAGCUAUUUCAUCUCGGGAGUACCAGACAUCAGAGGCUGUCUCGGAUUAUUAUGAUGUCAUCAUGUCAAAUGAGUAUGCAAAUGAGGUAAAUGUGGGAGAGAUUCGAGACAUAGCCGAUGCGGUCUCUGUCAGCAGUGGUAGUAUUAUGAGCUAUAUUGACUGGGAUGCUGUUGAUCAGUUGAUUGGGACCUCAUGAGGCAGUCAGGAAACCCAUCAGGCUUAGGAAAACCAGGAAGCUGCCAACCUGUGAAGCUGCUAGGAAACCAUGUCCGAGUUAGUAAUUCAUAGAGCCCUCCAAGGUGUGUGGGAAAGUUUCAAGACCUGGGAGUUUAUAUUCUACUUUCAUGAUAGGCAUGGUACAUCAGGCAGUAAUUAGAACUGGACAUUAGCCGGGGUUCUUUACAAAGCUACCUGCAGCCUGCUACUUCGCUACAAUGCACUUAUGUUUUACUUCUUUUAAUUUCCGUCAGUCACUGGCAACAUUUCCUUGGUAGCCUUCUGCUAAAGAUGAUGAUAAAAGCCCAGCAUUAGUGUGAUGCUAAAACUAUCGUUUAAUUAUUACACAGUAGGGCAUAUCCGGGCAGUGUAGGUAAUAUUGCAAGUUUGUGUCAACAUGGUAUACGUCUUUGACCUAGUGCUACAUCUGACUGAAAGGUUCCUACACUGUGAUGUUUUAUGACUGUGAUAAAGAAGUUUCAAGCUACAUUUAAGCUUAUUGUACUGUUUGAUCAAGUUGUAUAUACAUGUACAAGCCGUGUGCAUUUAGUUCUAAAAAUUUUUAGCUGGUAGAAGCGGUUUACUUUCAAUAUUGUGCUUUGAUUUUAGCAAGCAUGUUAGUUGAUGAUAAAUUAUUUUACUGUUACAUGUAUAUAUAUAUAUUUUUCUCUUUAUCUCUUCACAUAAAAGUUAGUCAUUCCUGGAUAAUAGUAGAUAUUUUUGAGGAAUUUCCUUAAGAUGUCAUUUAUGUCAUCACAAUUCAUUACCACAGUGUGUACAGAGGGGACCAAACCCACCAAAACUGUAUCACACUGUAUCACUCACAGUGUGAUAUAGUAUCUACUGUAUCUACUCCCAUCAUUUGCUCAACAUUUCCCAGAUCCUCCUCUCACAGGACGCCAGUCUUGCCACUGACAGAUUGAUGUACAACUUGUACAUGCUUGUCUGCAAGAUUAACACACUUAUGAUCUGAUCAGGAAGUGAAAUGAUGUAAAAUCAGAUAAGUACACUGACAAGAUCUGUGUUUGUACAGGUAUGUACACACAGCUAGCACAUCUCAUCAUCUGGAAUGGCCUCCGGUAUGCCCAGUCCCAUCAGCAGCAUGUUCUAUAUUCA
Molecule: messenger RNA, 11254 nt
Organism: Liolophura sinensis
Lineage: Eukaryota; Metazoa; Mollusca; Polyplacophora; Chitonida; Chitonidae
Product: ciliogenesis and planar polarity effector 1-like
Exons: 40
Coding region: 204-10118 (3304 amino acids)
Source: RefSeq, a predicted model, not a curated record